UAAAGAGCGACUCCAGCAAAAGACAGGAGAACAAAGAAGUUUCCCCAAGUGAUCGCCUUGACGCUUGGAGAACGAGAAGCUCCGUGGGUAAUCAAGGAAUCACUGUUGAUGAUGGAGUGGUAUGUUUUGGUGUUGAUGCUGAGCUUUCCAACCCUGAGCCAGGCAGAUUGUUCAGCGCAAUGCCUGCGAUGCGCGCAACAGAUCUCCGAUUUGGACUCUGCGGUGAGCCGUUUGACUUGCACUUUAGAGUGUGAAGGAGCCGUUCCGCCUACGGGUACACUUGACAGAUGUGAGAAGGCUUUGCAGGGGCUUUCAGAUGAUUUAGCGGAGCUCAAUCCAGACGCAGACGGAGAAAAAAACGCGUUAAACACCGAUGAGGACCUCCAAGAGAAAACCUCCAACCUGGUGAAACGAUACGGGGGAUUCAUCAAGAGGAUCGAUAAGAAUAAAAACAAGUUUUUCUCUUCACCCUGGAAAGAGAACGCCAUACUAAAAGGACUGUUCGCGAAGAAAUACGGAGAAUCUCUGUCGAAACUGGGCGAGCGAGAUCUGCCGUCGAUAACGGAAGACGACGAGGGCGAAGAUAUGGCGGCGGAAAACGAAACGGGACUUUACGAUAAUGAAGUUCCGUUAAACGAAGUCAAGCGUUAUGGCGGGUUUCUUCGCAAAUUCGGUCCAAAACGAAGUUACUUGGUGGAUGACACCAACCCACAGGUGUUACAGAAGAGAUAUGGUGGUUUUAUGAGAAGAAUUCGUCCUAAGUUGAGGUGGGACAACCAAAAGCGAUAUGGCGGGUUUUUACGGCGCCAUUUCAAAAUCUCCGUGCGCUCUGAAGAAGAGCCCUCAUCGUACGAGGACUAUGCUUAAUAGGCUGUUUUAUCAUUGAUAACUCAACUAGAACUCAUUUUGCCAGUGCAUUCCAGUUGUUUCCACCAUGAUCUUACACGUGUUGAGGCUGUUUUACUAUCCCCAAAUGGCUGCUGACUUCUGGACGCCGUCAAUCACCUGUCGACCUGUCAAUCAUGUGCUCUGCAACUCAAUCUCAUGGCAAUUCGUGACUGAUUUUUAGGUUUUGGUGAAUUAGUGGAUAUAUUCGUAUGACCAUCUCGCUCUCUUUUGUAGCUCUCUCUCGCUCUCUUUUUUCGUACGAAUUAGCCACUAAUUCCGCAAAACCCAAAAUAGCACCCGUUGACUUUUCCUCAUGUAAGCAAUCAAUACAUACUGCAGAAAAUGCUUGUUUAAGAUGACCAAUA
Molecule: messenger RNA, 1253 nt
Organism: Danio aesculapii
Lineage: Eukaryota; Metazoa; Chordata; Actinopteri; Cypriniformes; Danionidae
Gene: pdyn
Product: prodynorphin
Exons: 3
Coding region: 109-867 (252 amino acids)
Biological process (GO): sensory perception; neuropeptide signaling pathway; chemical synaptic transmission
Cellular component (GO): axon terminus; dendrite; plasma membrane
Molecular function (GO): opioid receptor binding
Source: RefSeq, a predicted model, not a curated record